UAGUAAAAUUUUAAAAAUUAUUGAGAAGAUUAAUUUUAUUUAUUUAUUUGUAAUAAAAUAGGUUAAUAAAAUUAAAUUACUCUUAAUGGGGGUAAAAUUAUUUUCCUGAAAUUAAGAGAAGAUGAACAUGGUCCUAAAUAAAAUAAUAAAAAAUGUUAACCUACAUUUAGGAAUUUGCGUCCACAAAAUUGUUUGCGAAUCUGUUGUGUGCGAUAUAUAGAUUGUUUAGGAUGCGUCCGGGAAAAGAGACAUGCACUCUGUGGGGAUGUAUACUAUAAAUGCGGAUGGUGAAUGCUGGAUCCGUGCAGAUUCACAAUUCGUUGUCCUUCGUGAAGCAAUCUCGGGAAACGAGAACACCAGUGAUCUUGUCUAACUUCCCAGCAGCAGCAGCAGCAAUAACGAUCGAGGAGAAAAGAUCGUUAACGAUCUCCAAUAUUUUUGUACAGUCUCUAUAUCGUUGGAUAAUAAACAAGAUGAUUUCAGGGAGAUGAAUGUGAUCCUUCUUGUUGCCGCUACAAUUCUUGCAGUUGUUUCAUCAGAACCGAUUGGAGACAGACGAACGAGGGAUGUAAAAGAUAUCGUAACUGGUGGACCAAUUGAUGGAAAUAAUUCAUCUCAUUCGUUAAAUGAAAAUGAAUCUGAGGAUUAUGAUCAGACCAAUGGGAGUAAUUGGCUGGCUGCUGUGCCUGGAGUUCCUGGCAAGGAUUAUCCUAAUCUCAAUUUUAUUCCCAAAACAUCCUUCACUUGUUCCGAUAAGAAACCCGGAGGAUAUUAUGCAGACAUUGAAACACGUUGUCAGGUUUUCCACGUCUGCAAUGUGGGAGAUGUGAAGAGUUCUUUUCUAUGUCCACCAGGCAGUAUUUUUAAUCAAAAAUAUUUAGUUUGCGAUUGGUGGUAUGAUUUCGAGUGUGAGCAUGCAAGUGAUCUUUUUUCCUUUAAAGACACAUUGAAUCGCGAACAAUUGGAAUCAAAUUUCAAUAAUAAUAAUAAUGAAAGAAAUGAAGAAUUUUAUACAAAUUCUCAAUUAACUUCAUCUAGACAAGAAUCAUCAUCGUUUGCCUAUCAGGAAAAUAAUUCUGUAAAUGACGCACAAGAUUUGUCACUCGCUGGCACUGGUGAAGGUGGACUUGGCUAUUCGAGAAAAUCGAAUAGACAAUAUGAAAAAACAGAUAAUUCACAACAAAAUACAAGAGUUCCAAAUCAAAUUGAUCAUCGAAAUACUAAUUCAACGAGGCAAUUGUCAAAAAUUUCAAAUUCUCAUACCAAUAACAAAAAUGAUGAUUUUCGAUAUCAAACUAGUAAAAAUUCCAACAAUGAGGGAAAUUAUCAUCAGAAUGAUAAUAGCAGAAAUUAUCAACAAAAUUUAAAUAAUGAAAGAAAUCGUCAAAUUAAAAAUGAAAAUUAUCAAAGUGAAAAUACAAAUUACAAUAACAAUUAUCAAAACAAUAAUGAAAAUUACAAUCGAAAUUAUCAAAGUAGAAAUGAUAAUUAUCAAAAUAUCAAUGAAAAUAUAAAAAGAAAAGAAAAUGAAAAUUAUAAUCAAAAUUAUCAAAAUGAAAAUAACAGAAAUUAUCAAAAUAUCAAUGAAAAUGCAAAACAAAAUUAUCAGACUACCAAAGAAAAUAAAAAUGAAUUUAUAAAUCAAAAUUCCAAUGAAAAUAGAGAUAAAUUACCAGAUUUAAUACCAAGAGGAUUUGCCGUUAAUUACGGUAAGAAUACAAAUUUUAAAAAUAAAAUUUCCCCAAAUAAUCAACAAGACAAUUUUUUCAUUACCACUCCGUCGGUUAUUAAUUAUCUUCGUAAAGAUGAAUCAAAUAUCCAACAAGAAAAUUACAAUAUCCCCUAUCAAUCAACAGAAAAUUCAAAAAAUCAUCAUCAUCAUCAAGACAAUGAAAAUAAUGAUGAAACAAUUUUCACUAUAGACGAAGAAGAUGCAUUUGAUCGACAAAGACAAUUAGAAGUUGAUAAUACAAUUUUAAAUAAAAAAUUAAAUUUCGAAAAUACUGAUGAAUUUAAUUUCGAUUAUGAUUCUGAAUCGAGAAUUUUAUCUUCCGAAAGGCCACCAAAUAAUAAUAAUAAUGACAAUAAUAAUUAUUAUUACAAUUAUUAUAAAGAUAAUACAAAUUCUCAUUUUUCAUCAUUAAAUUCAAAAAUUGGGGAAAAUCUCACAAAACAAUAUAAUGAUGAUCGAAUUGAAAAUUCAGAUGAUUUUAAUAAUGGACCAAAUUCUCAUUAUAGAAAACCGGAUAAUAAUUUACGUCCGCCAAAUUUUUCGACUGUAAAUUCAAAUUUAAAAGAAUCUGCAAACAAAGAAACUGCUCAUUAUUCUGACAUAAUACCAAAUUCAAAAGACAAUGAAUUCUUUUUAUCCUCGACGACGGGGUCAAGAUCAUUUAAUCAAAUUAAUAAUGAAUUUACGACAACUGUUCGCGAUAAUUCGAGGUUAAAGAAUGAAAAAUCUGAUUUACAACAAAAUAAUGAAAAUCAUCAACAAAAUGCUUAUGAUUAUAAUGCACAAAGUCAUUAUCAAACAUCAUCUAAUUAUGAAAAUUCGAAUCAAUCUCAAGCAAAGGAAUAUUAGUUUAAUUAAUUUUUGACAAUUUUUUAGUUAAAUUAAUUUCGUAAAAAAAAAUUAUUAUUUUUUUUUAAUAUUAACGAAUUUCUUUAUAUAUUUUUAAAUUUGAUUAAUAUUUUAAUUAAUUUAAAAAAAAUUUUAAUAAAUUAAAAUAAUUUUUUUUAUUAGUAUAAGUUAAUAAAAUAUUUCUCUAAAAAUUUUUUUUAAAUCUAAA
Messenger RNA from Leptopilina boulardi, 2789 nucleotides. RefSeq names its product homeobox protein 2-like. The record is from RefSeq and is a predicted model, not a curated record. Bases 488 to 2581 code for a protein of 697 amino acids. Gene Ontology annotation, molecular function: chitin binding. Gene Ontology annotation, cellular component: extracellular region. The transcript is spliced from 4 exons. NCBI's taxonomy places the organism in Eukaryota, Metazoa, Arthropoda, Insecta, Hymenoptera, Figitidae.